This is a messenger RNA of Penicillium lagena, 810 nucleotides long. RefSeq lists its product as uncharacterized. Lineage: Eukaryota; Fungi; Ascomycota; Eurotiomycetes; Eurotiales; Aspergillaceae. The record is from RefSeq and is a predicted model, not a curated record. Bases 1 to 810 code for a protein of 269 amino acids. The transcript has 2 exons.
AUGCCUGUCACUCGAUCGGCUACACGCGCCGCAGAGCGAAGCACGAAAUCAAAUCUUACCGAGGCUACACAGCCGAAAGCUGCCGAGUCGAGCAAAUCAUCCGCCCUAGGAAAGACCGGGAAAAGUAAACCAUCAUUCAAAUAUGCAUCACAACGAGUUAGAUUGCUUGAAUGGCUAUCACUGAAAGACACAGCCGAUAGUGUUAUCCCUAAUGGUGACGAAUUAUUCUGUCUUUUACAAAAAUUAUAUCAACAGAAAGGAUGCCAGGUUGUUGCGCGAGGCCGUCCACGAGAGCUAAACGACAUCGAGUGGUUAAUAAUUGACCUAGAUGAUGCCACAGUGUCGUCUUUAGAACAACUCGAAGGACCACCGCAUUGGAACGAAGAGGCUAGCUUCGAACCUGAACAAGAGCGAUCAAAAUAUCCUAUGACAGGUUUUCUUUCCCUAGCGCAUGGAUGGAUGGAGGGAAAAGUUGAGUAUCAAGGACAGGCCGCUCGGCGUUUAGUCUACUUUCUCGGAUUUAAGGAUGAAGAGGGUGAACGGUGCUAUAAAGAGGAGAUGAGAUGGGGCGAACGCAUCCGUAAUGGACGGAUCAAUUGGGAUAUCAUGGAGCAUUUCUUUGAAGAUUUGGAAAAUCUUGGCAUGAUAGGAUUCGAUUCCCUACAUGUCCGAUUCUUAGAAGUUUUGGAUUAUGUGUCGGAGAACGAGACCAUAUCGCGCCUUCCACGUCCUAUCGUGAUCUCCGAGUCUGCGGAAGACGUGGAAUAUUAUAAGAAGCUAGACGAGUUGUAUGAAACAUGUGACUUAUAG